AUGUCAGGCUCGGCUCCUUCAGCUAGUGGAUCGACUCCAAGUGUGGAGGGAGGAUAUACCAGCAAGUGGGCUUCCUUCACUGCAAGACUGCAGCAGAAAGCGCAGGAGGAUCCGACCAGCGACGUCGAGAACGACUCUGUCGACACACUCACAUCCGACCAGUGUGCGAUUCAUAUGCGCGCUGUCUGGGGCAAGUCCUUGGACGCGAGUAUGGAGCGACAGAACCCGAAAGGACAACUAGGCAACACUCUGGCGCGGACUGCGACACUGCGGGUAAGAGAGGCAAGGUUCACUGAAUCUUCCCCGCUGCAGUUUCUCGUAGUCGGCCCGCAGAGCAAGUGGCAAUUAUUUUGGGCUUUCAUGGCUAGCGCCUUCAUCCUCUGGGACUUGAUCACGAUCCCUUUGGAGAUGUUUAAUGUGCAGGAGCUUAUCAACGUCCUGGAUGUGGUCGGAUAUGUUACUUUCUCCUUCUGGGUCCUCGACAUCCCCUUGCAUUUCAUCUUCGGAGUCCAACUGGAUGGUGCGAUCGAACUUCGGCCCUCUGUGCUGGCUAGGCUUUACAUGCGCUCCUGGCUGCUAGCGGAUGUGUUCAUCGUUGCUAUCGACGCGGUGAUUAUCACGCUGGAAACUAUCGACCUCCCCGAGGCAGUCUUGUAG
Messenger RNA from Symbiodinium sp. CCMP2592, 657 nucleotides. The record is from the annotation of a GenBank genome assembly. Lineage: Eukaryota; Dinophyceae; Suessiales; Symbiodiniaceae.